AUGGGCCGGAAAAAGAAGGUAACCACGUCGGUGGCGAGCUCGUCGGCUCAGGGAGAACCUUGUGAGACAUCACAGACACAAAAACAACAAGCUUUAGAGGUGGAGGGAGAGAAAUCUAAUGGAACAGUAACCGCUGAAGCUAUAAUCGCAGAGAGAACUCCGGUGGAGAUUGUGAGCAACAUGGAGCAAAGUAAGAGUAUGGAGGGAGAUAAAAAGAAUCUUAAUGAUGUAGCGAAGCAAAAAUGGAAGUCUUUUACAGCUCAGAGUCGAAUAUCGGACAAAGUUGGACAAAAUCCCACCCUGAAUGCUAUAUCCCAAUAUGUUAAGUCUCAGUGGCAAACCCAGGAAGAGCCACAAGUGUUUAAGCAUGAUGAAGGCUUCUUUAUUGUUAGAAUGAAGACUAAGGAGGAAAGGGAUAACAUAUUGUUUUCAGGGCCUCACUUGUUCUUUGGUAAAGCUAUGAUAGUUAAGCAAUGGAGUGCUAGUUUUAAUUUUCAUGAAGAAGUAUUGAAGGUAAUUCCUAUUUGGGUAAAGAUGCCUAAUCUUCCUCUGAAUUGCUGGGGAAAGGACUCUUUGAGCAGGAUAGGAAGUGUGCUAGGUGUCCCACUUUAUGCGGAUGAAUGUACCAGUCAAGGCUUGAGAAUUUCUUAUGCUAGACUGUUGAUUGAAAUGGAUGUUACCCAAGAAAUACCUAAAGUGGUGGCAGUUGAAGACCCUAAUGGUGUUGUAUUCAAACAAAAACUAGAGUAUGAUUGGGUUCCUACAUUUUGUAAAAAAUGUCGGGUAGUGGGUCAUAAUUGUGGAGGAAAAAAUGUUGUUACUAGUAGAGUUGUUCAAAGGUGGAUUCCUAAGAAGCUCUUGCCUAUUGAAAAGACAGUUGUUCAGCUUCCUUCCAUAAUUGAAGCAGAUGCAGAGCAAAUAGUGGAGGAAAUGGUGCACAACAAGAAUGCGUGUAUUUAG
Molecule: messenger RNA, 960 nt
Organism: Beta vulgaris subsp. vulgaris (sugar beet)
Lineage: Eukaryota; Viridiplantae; Streptophyta; Magnoliopsida; Caryophyllales; Amaranthaceae
Exons: 2
Coding region: 1-960 (319 amino acids)
Source: RefSeq, a predicted model, not a curated record